This is a messenger RNA of Helobdella robusta, 2045 nucleotides long. RefSeq lists its product as hypothetical. The transcript is spliced from 9 exons. The coding region runs from base 1 to 1236 and encodes 411 amino acids. Gene Ontology annotation, cellular component: RNA polymerase II transcription regulator complex. Gene Ontology annotation, molecular function: RNA polymerase II cis-regulatory region sequence-specific DNA binding; protein dimerization activity; DNA-binding transcription factor activity, RNA polymerase II-specific. The record is from RefSeq and is a predicted model, not a curated record. NCBI's taxonomy places the organism in Eukaryota, Metazoa, Annelida, Clitellata, Rhynchobdellida, Glossiphoniidae. Gene Ontology annotation, biological process: regulation of transcription by RNA polymerase II.
AUGUCCGAUUUUGCCGAAAUACCAUAUACCCCUAGUAGGCAUGAAAAGAGUCUAGGACUCCUAACUACAAAAUUUGUCAGCUUGUUAGAGUCAGCUGAAGAUGGGAUAUUAGAUUUAAAAAUGGCUGCUGAUCAUCUGGCCGUCAGACAAAAAAGGAGAAUUUAUGACAUUACAAAUGUGUUGGAAGGCAUCGGUUUGAUUGAAAAAAGAUCCAAAAAUAGCAUACAAUGGAAGGGAGCACUAAGAUUGAAUAGCAAUCAUGCAGACUAUCAGAGCCGCAUCAACAGCAAGAAGGACCAAAUAUCAAAGAUGCUGAGUUACGAAGAAGAUUUGGACAGACUGAAAUCGUGCAUAGAGCAAAGUCUCUUAAAUGUUACAGAUGAACAUGAAAGCCAAAAACGGAAUUACUUGAAAGAUGAUGACAUAUGCAAAUGCCUGAAAGACCUGACCAUCCUAACAAUCAAGGCUCCUAAUGGCACACAACUCGUUGCAGCUGUUCCGACUGAUAAUAAUCAGCAAGACAAAUACAAGAUGACAAUCAAGAGUGUCAACGGGCCAAUCAACGUCCUAUUACUGAACAAAGAUUCUGAAAAUAGUGACCCUGUCGUUGUUCAGUCAACAGCUUGCAAGCCAUCUGCCAAACGUUUAAAAAUGGACACACCAAUACUUCCUGUCACACAGCAGUCCAUCCUUCUUCCUGCACUGACCCCAACAACGACAACAGCAGCAACGACAACUCCAAGACAUCAACAGCCUGAUUCAUUCCGCACCACCAGCAACAACAUCGCAACGACACCAACAUCGACACCAGCAUUCAGAAUGAUCACAAGAUCUUCACCUAGAAAGUACAGCAACAUUGUUAAUAAAAAUGUUGUUAAUGUCGUUGCUUACAACAACAACAACAAAACUUGUGGUAGCAGCAAUGUAGGCAGCAGCAACAACAACAAUAUGGUUCCGUCCACAUCUGCCAUUUGCAAUGACAAUGAUUUUGUUACCGAUAAUAUUACUGAUGUCAAAAAUGAAAACAAUGAAGAUUUUGUCAACUACGCCAUCAAUCAGUUCUUUCCAAAUAAUACAUUCAAUGAUAAAGAUGUGGAUUUGGAUGAGGUUUUUAAUUCAGACAUGUUUUCACAGUCACCACUUCGACUGAGUCCACCACCAUCGGAUAAGGACUACUACUUCAAGAUGUCUGACAGCGAAGGUGUCUGCGACCUAUUUGACAUCGAACUCUGCUAAUAUUUCUCAAUCUCUCUCUUUCUCCCUUAUUCUUACCUUUUCUUUAUUUGUUCUCUUCCUUUUCUCUACAUUCUCUGCUUGUUCUUAUUUGUUAUUGAAAUUCUUUUAUGAUGUACCUUUAUACUGUAAUUCUUUCUGUUAUCAUUUGUGGUUCACAAAACUGGUGCCUCUGUGUUGAGCUGAUGUUUGAACAUUUGUGUUUGUGUUAUUUAUGUUGUAUGUUUGUUUAUUUGUCUACUUUAAUGUAUGUUUGCCUGUUUGUCUGCUUGUUUGUCUCUUUGUUUGUUUGUAUGAAUGUUUGCAUUUGUUUUAUAAAGUUAGCUGUACACUCAUGUAGUAUAAGACUUGUAAAUAUUUUUUGAUAUUAAGAAAAACUAUCUGUGCUAAUUUUCGUUAGUUCUGUCGUUGAAUGUUUGUGGUUACAAGUUGAGUUUGAUGAUGAUGAUGAUGAUGAUGACGAUGGAAUUGAUGAUGAUGAAAUAUAUUAAUGAUGACGAUGAUGAUGAUGAUGAUGACCUCGAUAUCGGCAUACUGUGUUUAUGUUGUUGUUGUUGAUGAUGAUGAUGAUGAUAAAAUGAUGAAGAUUUUGGAGAUGAUGAUUGUAUCUUUCAGACAAUAGCCCUUAAGAAUUUUGUUGCGAUUUUUAAUUAAAUUAUCUCUACUUGAAUGAACAUUUGUUUGUCUAUUAUUAUUAUUAUUAUUAUUAUUAUUAUUAUUAUUAUUAUUAUUAUUGUUAUUAUUACUAUUACCAUUGUUGUUUUCCUCGUUUUAAAAUUGAAGUUUUCAUUAAAAAUUAUUAACGUUCUGUA